CGGAACACGGUUCGUGUGGAUUGGUAAAGUAGAUUUCUGUAGCGGAAAGUUGUCAGGAAGACGUCAAAACUACCAGAUUGUAUUCUACAAGCAACCGGUCCAGAAUAAAACAACAACAACAAAAACCUUGGACAUAAACCCUUGAUCGGUAGCUUAAUUAUUUCGGCUAUAGACAAUAUACACAGAGACGGCGACGUAUCUUAGAAAGUAGAGCAUUUUUUCUCCGGACCAUUUUUUUCUCACAUCGUCAUGACAUCCGGUGAUGGGUCGGAACAGAGUCGGCGGUUUUGUGUGUUAUCUUGGGAGCAGGUGCAACGUUUGGACUCUAUUCUUGGCGAGACGGUUCCCAUUCACGGGCGUGGAAACUUUCCGACGCUUUCAGUUCAGCCCCGACAAAUUGUACAGGUUGUCCGAGCACGGCUUGAGGAACAGGGGGUGGCUGUACGGGACGUAAGGUUGAAUGGCUCUGCUGCCAGUCACGUUCUGCACCAGGACACAGGGCUGGGUUACAAGGACUUGGACCUGAUCUUUGGAGUUUCGUUGUCAGAUGACCAAGCCUUCCAUCUGAUUAAAGAUGUGGUUCUAGACAGCCUGCUGGACUUUCUCCCAGCGGGGGUGAGUAAGGAGCGCAUCACAGCACUGACGCUGAAGGAGGCAUACGUGCAGAAGCUGGUGAAGGUCUGUAAGGACACAGACCGCUGGAGCCUCAUCUCCCUCUCCAACAACACAGGCAAGAACGUGGAGCUCAAGUUCGUGGACUCUCUGAGACGGCAGUUUGAAUUCAGUGUGGACUCUUUUCAGAUAAGUUUGGACUCACUGCUGCUUUUCGACCGCUGCUCAGGGACGCCCAUGUCCGAGAACUUCCACCCCACCGUGAUGGGCGAGAGUGUAUACGGGGACUUUGAGGAGGCUCUCAGUCACUUGUGCCACAAAAUCAUCGCUACACGCAGCCCUGAAGAGAUCCGGGGCGGCGGGCUCCUGAAGUACUGCCACCUUUUAGUGCGAGGUUUCCAGCCCAGAUCAGAGACCGAGAUGAAAUCGCUUCAGCGCUACAUGUGCUCACGGUUUUUCAUUGACUUCCCAGACAUUGGUGAGCAGCAGAGGAAGCUGGAGGCCUACUUGCAGAACCAUUUUGCCGGCAUGGAGCACAAGCGUUAUAACUGUCUAGCAACACUACACCACGUAGUCAAUGAGAGUACGGUGUGCUUGAUGGGACAUGAGCGACGUCAGACAUUAAACCUAAUUGCCAUGCUGGCACUUCAGGUGCUCGCUGAGCAGAACGCCCUGCCCACUGUUACCAAUGUUACAUGCUACUACCAGCCCGCACCGUAUGUACGGGAUGUUAACUUCAGUAACUACUAUGUAGCUCAUGUGCAGCCAAUGAUCCACACAUGCAGUAACACCUAUCAGACAUGGCUGCCCUGUAACUGAUUCACAAAACUCUAGCCAUUGUACCCACUUUCCUGUGGGGUGAUGUGCAAGCACAGUGAAUAACCUGAUUGUUUUGGUCUCUAUAGUGUAAAAUGAGAUUAUUAACAAAGGCAAACUGAGGUUAGUUCAUUUAUUUUGGUACAAAUGAAUUGGACUGAUCAUUUACUGCUGUAUCUCUGAUAUGAGCCAAUUCUAAUGCAUAUCCUGUUGCAUUCUCUUUUAAUUUUUUUGCUGAUCAGAUAUAUGACAGUUGAUCUUUCAAUUGUAGCAGCUGUUAUGGCUUGGAUUUACAUUUUUUGUCUAUUUUUUGUCUACAUUGCCAUUUGCCAGGAUUAGGGAUAUGUGUGUUGGAAGAAAAGGCUGCAUUUUUGAGGUAAUGAGUUAAAAAGUUAUAGUUUUUUCUCUUGCCCUACUGUGGUUUUAAUCACACUGUUUUUCUCUCUCAGUUCUUUAAGGGACCAAAGUCAUUUUAUUUUUGUUAAGAAGGGAAUGUUUAUUGUAAUUUCAAGUGCCUGCAACCAAACCCAUGUACAAAAAAGCAAGAACCACAUGUCCUCAAGAUCCUUGGUCUCCCAAAUUAAAUGUAAAUCUUUAUUUUUCAGGGAUGGAUACAUGUAUUUUUAUGGAAUAAACC
Molecule: messenger RNA, 2065 nt
Organism: Electrophorus electricus (electric eel)
Lineage: Eukaryota; Metazoa; Chordata; Actinopteri; Gymnotiformes; Gymnotidae
Gene: tent5ba
Product: terminal nucleotidyltransferase 5ba
Biological process (GO): mRNA stabilization
Molecular function (GO): RNA binding; poly(A) RNA polymerase activity
Source: RefSeq, a predicted model, not a curated record